AGGAGCAGCUGGCCAAGGAGGUGGAGGAUAUGAAGCUGCAGCGGGUGGAGCGUCUGAGCUCCCUCAAGUCCCGGUAUGAGGGCCGUCUCCACCUACAGGACCGAGAGAUAAGGGAACUCAAAGACCACCCCAUUUAACAACCUCAGAGGGACGAGCCCCACGACCAGGGUAACGAUAAGUGGUUCUUCCAGCUCUUCAGAGCAGCACCCCACCGCCAACAUCAAGCCCACCCCGGUGUCGGGUGGUGCCCCCAGUAAACCUUCCCCGAUGCCUGGGAGCAAGUCCACCCCCAGAGCCAGCAUCCGACCCAUUGUUCCCGUCACGGUGCCCACCCCCACGGCAACUGCCAUGCCCCAUACACAGUCUGACAGCCAGGAAGCCUCAGCCUGGACCCCCGUCAGGGUUGCCUGCCCCAGUCCGUUCCGCGCUGACCCCCUGCCUCCAGUCCUCUACAUUCAGCCUCCUGGUCCUGUGCUGGGCCUGGGACCCCAACCCACACAGAGGCUGUCUGCAAUUCAGGAGUGGCUUCGGGACAAGUCUCUGAAUGUCCUUGAGUGGCCCAGCCAGAUCUCUGGAGAGACCUGAAAAUAUCUGUGCAGCAACUCUCCCCAUCCAACCUGACAGAGCUUGAGAGGACCU
Molecule: messenger RNA, 639 nt
Organism: Oncorhynchus tshawytscha (Chinook salmon)
Lineage: Eukaryota; Metazoa; Chordata; Actinopteri; Salmoniformes; Salmonidae
Product: nucleoprotein TPR
Exons: 4
Coding region: 268-585 (105 amino acids)
Source: RefSeq, a predicted model, not a curated record